Messenger RNA from Hemicordylus capensis (graceful crag lizard), 1201 nucleotides. RefSeq names its product apolipoprotein B mRNA editing enzyme catalytic polypeptide like 4 (gene APOBEC4). NCBI's taxonomy places the organism in Eukaryota, Metazoa, Chordata, Lepidosauria, Squamata, Cordylidae. Bases 1 to 1083 code for a protein of 360 amino acids. The transcript has a single exon. The record is from RefSeq and is a predicted model, not a curated record.
AUGGAAACAUUCUGCCAAGAAUACCUGUCACAUAAAGGCACCCUGGUGAAACCCUAUUACUGGCUAGCAAUGAGCCCAAACUGCACUGAGUGCCCCUAUCACAUACAAACAGGCGAAGAAGCAAGAGUGCCUUAUGUAGAAUUUCACAGGGCCUUUGGCUUCCCAUAUGGGCCAAUACAUCACCAAAACAAACACCUUCUCUUUUAUGAACUGAGGCACUUCUCAGGUAACUUAAUGCAAAAGGGCCAUGCUACAAACUGCACAGAGUACAACAUUCAUCCAGAAUCAAUGCUGUUUGGGAUGGGUGGUUAUCUAGACUCAGUUGUCCAAACUUGUGAGAAUGCUGCCUACAUAAUUAUUUAUUCAAACUACACCCCUUGCAACGAGGCGGAACAUGGCUGUAUAAGCAAAAUUUACAGCUUCUUGACAAAGUACCCAGACAUCACACUCUGCAUUUAUUUCUCACAGCUGUAUCACACAGAAGAGGAUUUCCCAGUGUCCACGUGGAACUGUGAAGCUUUACGGAGCCUUGCUAGCAUGUGGCCUCAGGUGAUAUUGAGCCCACUCUGUGGUGGACUUUGGCAUUCUGUCCUCUACAGUUUUGUGACAACCAUGCCACAUGCAACUUCUUUUCAUCCAGUUUUGCCUGUAAGAGCCCUGAUGGACAGACAAAAUGCACAACGAAUUAACAACAUAACAGGGAAAAAGUUUCCUUUUAUGAACACCCUGCCUCAGCCAAUCUAUGGAAACCCAACUGCUGUGCCAAAUUUGCAAAAGUACUAUCUGUCUACUUCAGACACUCCACAUCCAACACAAAUGAUGAAUAGCAGAUUGCCCCCACUGAGGAUGCCACCACAUUUAAUGCCUCCCUUCAAUGUUUUGCCCCCUUUUGGAAGGCAACCAUUAUACUCCAGACCUAAAAAUGUUGUCAGACAUUUAAAGAUGCCAGAUGAGUCAUUAAGUGAAGCCAAACUUUUGCAAGUAAUUCCAAAUGGAAGAUCUUUUCAUGUGGAAAGAAUUACUGAACAACUUUCAGACAGCAAGUCUGCAGCACAUAAAGGCCACAGAAAGAAAAAACAUUAAAUUCACCUCAUCUAAAAAUCUAACACAGAUCUGGACAAUGAAUUCACUUGGAACACAUGGCUACAAAGGAAGCAUACAAUGAUCUGGAAGCAUUGGACCUAACUUCCAUAGACAAAAU